AGCGGGGCCGGAGUGCAGCAUCCCAGAGACGGUGCGAGAGGUGCCCCGAGACCAGCGGAGCCGAGACCAUGCCCAAGUGCCCCCGCUGCCAGAAGGAGGUCUACUUCGCUGAGAAGGUGACUUCUCUGGGGAAGGACUGGCACCGACCCUGUUUGAGAUGCGAGAAGUGUAACAAGACCCUGACAUCUGGCGGCCAUGCAGAGCACGACGGCAAGCCCUACUGCAACCACCCCUGCUACGCUGCCUUGUUCGGGCCCAAAGGGUUUGGCCGGGGAGGAGCUGAGAGCCACACAUUCAAGUAAACCUCAGGUGUGACAGCCAGAGCUCCAGCACAGCCUGAAGACAGCACAAACGCACCGCGACAGACAUGCAUUUCAGAUUUCAUUCACCCUAGACUAGACUAGCACCUUAAAAGCAAUAAGUAACCGAGGCUGGGGCUGGAGUGGCGAGAGGCUUUGCUCCAGAUGGAGUGCUGCGGGACUGCCGGGGGCGUUGGGACGUCCUGAUGGAUAGGAACUCUGGCUGACAUCGCCCAAAGCUGCCUGGAGAGGAGACCACACCUUGCCAGUCAAACCCCAGCCCUGCUUCUGGUGCCCAGUGCUCGUGGCUGGGCCCACAGUUGUAUUCUCAGUCUUUAAUAAACCCAGACUAAAAGAUGCUUCCCCCA
Messenger RNA from Pogoniulus pusillus (Red-fronted tinkerbird), 667 nucleotides. It is a transcript of the gene CRIP1, whose product is annotated as cysteine rich protein 1. The transcript has 5 exons. Gene Ontology annotation, biological process: intrinsic apoptotic signaling pathway in response to DNA damage; regulation of gene expression. NCBI's taxonomy places the organism in Eukaryota, Metazoa, Chordata, Aves, Piciformes, Lybiidae. The record is from RefSeq and is a predicted model, not a curated record. The coding region runs from base 69 to 302 and encodes 77 amino acids. Gene Ontology annotation, molecular function: zinc ion binding.